GUAGCAUCAUGAUCAAUGUUUGCAUUUGAAACAAUCGGCCGAGCAUGCUGAAUCACAGUCUCCGCAGCCUCGCCACGGGUCUUCGGGCGGGUCUAGCCUCGGGCGUCAGAGGUCGUCGUGGUCUCAGUUUGAGCGCAGUUCAUGCCGACGAGGCCGUUCAUUUAGGUUCGGAUGUGACUCCCCGACCCAAACCCUGGUUUCGCGCCCCGGUCACGUUGAUCCCGGGGGAUGGCGUGGGACCCGAAAUCGCCGAUGCUAUUCGGGACGUGUUCAAAGCGGGCGGCGUGCCCGUGGAUUUCGAGACCUUUUUCCUGAGUGAAAUUAAUCAAGCCUCGAGCGCCUCACUCCAAACCGUGUGCGAGUCGGUAGUCAAGAACCAGGUGUGUCUCAUGGGCCACCUGGCCACGCCCGAGUUCUCGCGCACCGGCAGUUUAGACUCACUAGGCAUGAAAUUUCGACGCGAGCUCGAUUUGUUUGCCAACGUGGUGCGGGUCAAGAAUCGACAGGGAAUUCCCACGCGACACAACAACGUCGACUUGGUCAUAAUCCGCGAGCAAAUUGAGGGCGAAUAUUCGGCCUUGGAACACGAAAGCAUUCCCGGUGUGAUCGAGUGCUUAAAGAUUGUCACGGAGAAACGUUCACGGCGAAUCGCCAAGUUUGCUUUCGACUUUGCCGUUCGGCACGGCCGAAACCGAGUUACGGCUAUCCACAAAGCCAACAUCAUGAAAUUGGGAGAUGGCCUAUUCUUGAAGAGUUGCCAGGAGGUGGCUCGUCUGUAUCCUAAUAUCGAAUUCGAGACUAUGAUCGUGGACAAUUGCACAAUGCAACUAGUCUCGAACCCCCAUCAGUUCGAUGUUAUGGUCAUGCCCAAUCUCUACGGCGACAUUCUAACAAAUCUGGCUUCUGGUUUGGUGGGUGGAGCUGGCGUGGUCGCUGGGGAGAGUUUUUCCUCGGACAUUGCUUGCUUUGAGCCCGCAACGCGGCACAUGUUCUCGUUGGCGGCGGGUAAGAACCUGGCCAACCCCACGGGCAUGCUCUACGCUUCAGCCAAUUUGUUGAGCCAUCUGAAUCUACCAUUCCACAGCCAGAUGAUCAAAUCCGCGGUGGAUCGUGUGUUGCGUAGUGGCAAGCACAAAACCAAGGACGUUGGAGGUCACACUACCACGAAAGAAUUCGUGAAUGCCAUUAUCAAGCAUUUAGAAACCUAACUUGGAUCAUAUCGUCACAUCGUCUCUCAUUCCUUACUUCAAUUCCAUGUUAAGAGCAAGUCUACCAGGCAGUUGUGUGAAUGCAUUCAAACGAAUUGAUAUAAAUUUCCGGACAAUA
Messenger RNA from Tigriopus californicus, 1326 nucleotides. Its product is annotated as isocitrate dehydrogenase [NAD] subunit beta, mitochondrial-like. Bases 45 to 1208 code for a protein of 387 amino acids. The record is from RefSeq and is a predicted model, not a curated record. Lineage: Eukaryota; Metazoa; Arthropoda; Copepoda; Harpacticoida; Harpacticidae. The transcript has 3 exons. Gene Ontology annotation, molecular function: magnesium ion binding; oxidoreductase activity, acting on the CH-OH group of donors, NAD or NADP as acceptor; NAD binding. Gene Ontology annotation, cellular component: mitochondrion. Gene Ontology annotation, biological process: tricarboxylic acid cycle; isocitrate metabolic process.